UAAUUUUGUUCAUAAAUGUUUUAUUCUAUUACGAUCAAAAUGCGACUGAACGAAUAUAAUACGUUCGAUUCAUAUGGACCGGGUGAUACACCUUUUAGAAAAUUAUGUUCUCAUCAAUAAUGCAGUGGAAUCGCAUUGCGGGUGUUAUCUCUGAAACGACGUUGAAUAUUUCGAAGUUAAGAAUAACGUCGAUGACCUGCGUUUUUUCAGUUGAAGCACAAGCUGCAUAAGCAUUAUCGUUUCAGAAGUUAUCCCGACAGCUCUUGCUUUUCUUACGCAGAGGCCAAAACUCAAAUCAUGAAAAACGUUUGGAUAUUUUUGACUAUCUUGCUGAUUGGUGUCAUCCCAUCGAUUCUUGCUUGGCGCACGUUUCUUAGAGGUCGAAGCAAGCAUGGUCUAGGAGCUCCACUUGUAACUAGAGAUACCAACUUUCCUAAGGAACAAUGGAUCCAACAAAAUCUUGACCAUUUCAAUCCAACGGAUGCUCGAACUUGGGAACAGCGUUACUUUGUCAACGAUACGCACUGGAAAAAAGAUGGUCCUGUUUUUCUGAUGAUCGGAGGGGAAGGAGAAGCCAGUCCAAAAUGGAUGGUCGACGGUCAAUGGCUCCAAUAUGCCCAUCAAUACGGAGCCCUUUGCUUCCAAGUGGAGCAUCGCUUCUAUGGAAAAAGUCAUCCCACUCAGGAUCUUAGUGUGAAAAAUCUCGUAUUCCUCUCGUCUGAGCAAGCGCUCGCAGAUUUGGCCCAUUUUAUUGAAACAGCAAGAGUGAAGUAUCAAAUCCCGGCUGCUACCAAAUGGAUUGUAUUCGGUGGUUCUUAUCCCGGAUCUCUAGCUGCUUGGGCUCGAUUAAAAUAUCCUCAUCUCAUUCAUGGUGCCAUGUCCGCAAGUGGACCGCUUCUUGCUCAAAUUGAUUUUCAACAAUAUUACGUUGUCGUUGAGAACUCCUUGCGAGGACAUUCUCAAGCUUGCGUCGAUGCCUUAGCCGCGGCAAAUCAUCAAAUUAACUUAAUGUUACAUCAUCGUAUUGGUCAGCAGGGAUUAACGAAAAAAUUCAAUCUCUGCGAUCCGAUCGAGUCCGCGUAUUCGAAGCGCGACAUCGCUAAUUUCUACGAGACUCUAGCGAGUGAGUUUGCUGAAAUUGUGCAAUACAACAAGGACAAUCGAAUCGGUGCCAGGGCAAAAUCUUAUACGAUCGACGACGUCUGCAAUAUUCUUGUUGAUGAAAAACGCGGUAUACCUGUGGACAGACUCGCCGAAAUUAGUAAUAUGUUGCUCGCGGCUAGUAACGAAAAGUGUCUUGAUUACAAAUACACCAAAAUGGUUGAUGAUCUGAGAAACGUAACGUGGGCCAGUGAAAUGGCCGAAGGAGGCCGCCAAUGGAUGUAUCAGACAUGCACGGAAUUCGGAUUUUUCCAGACCUCAACGGCUCGACCAAAUCUCUUUAGUGAAACUUUCCCCGUUGAUUUCUUCGUUCAGCAGUGUACCGAUGUUUUUGGUCCGCGAUUCAACCUUCAUUUGCUUGAAAACUCGGUCGAACGUACGAAUUCAUUUUAUGGUGCUAAGGAUAUCAAAGUAACGAACGUAGUUUAUGUUCACGGUUCGAUCGAUCCGUGGCACGCUUUGGGAAUUACACAGUCCACGGACCCAAAAGCACCGGCUAUUUUCAUUAACGGUACUGCUCACUGCGCCAACAUGUAUCCGGCAUCCUCCAACGAUUUGCCAGAAUUGACUGAAGCUCGUCAAAAAGUAAAUCAACUUAUAGGAGAAUGGUUGAAGGAGUAAAACCGAAAGUUUCGUUGAUCCAAAGAGUGCAACGAAAUUCAUCAAUUAAUGUAAUAAUUUUAUUAGCUCUCUCUCUCUCUCUCUCUCUUGCUCUCAGAUUCAUUCUGUACAAUGGUUUAAUAUCGCUUUUGUAUUGUUGAAUUAUAUCAUGAUUUUUUACAAGUUUGAA
Venturia canescens is the source of this 1951-nucleotide messenger RNA. Its product is annotated as putative serine protease K12H4.7. The transcript is spliced from 8 exons. Bases 298 to 1782 code for a protein of 494 amino acids. The record is from RefSeq and is a predicted model, not a curated record. Gene Ontology annotation, biological process: proteolysis. Lineage: Eukaryota; Metazoa; Arthropoda; Insecta; Hymenoptera; Ichneumonidae. Gene Ontology annotation, molecular function: serine-type exopeptidase activity; dipeptidyl-peptidase activity.